Messenger RNA from Vitis vinifera (wine grape), 1985 nucleotides. RefSeq names its product bifunctional aspartate aminotransferase and glutamate/aspartate-prephenate aminotransferase. The record is from RefSeq and is a predicted model, not a curated record. The coding region runs from base 394 to 1878 and encodes 494 amino acids. The transcript is spliced from 11 exons. Gene Ontology annotation, biological process: biosynthetic process. Lineage: Eukaryota; Viridiplantae; Streptophyta; Magnoliopsida; Vitales; Vitaceae. Gene Ontology annotation, molecular function: pyridoxal phosphate binding; catalytic activity.
CAAAAAUAAUAAUACUAUCAUUUUUAAUAAUAUCUCUCAUACCAUCACACAUGUAUAUUGUAAAAAUAAUUUUAUUUUAUAUUUUCACCAUUUUCUAUCCUAAUAAAAAACUCAAAAUGAAACAUAAUUCAGACUAUAAGGGAGACAGCGCUGAAAGGGUAAGUCGGAUGAUGAAAGGACCCACUACCUUCCUGUCUUGAAAGGGGACCAAAGGAGAGCAGCCUCCUCCAACAACCCUGGUCUCCACCAACCCCGCUCAUCUUGUGAAACACUCCCUCACUAUAUUAUAAGGUAACUAUAGUUGGCUGCUUCAUUGGAAACUUCGAAUCCGAUUCACCAAACAUCGAUGGCAGCCUCCUCUUUCACUACUUUCACCCCUAAACCCACUCGCCUAUGCUUCGCAGAUCAAUCUAUAGGAUCGGAGUGCUUCAGAUCCGUCUCUUUUCCCUCUCGUUUUCACAGUCUCAAGUAACAUUGUUUUGCCCUCCCUGUUGGGAUUUGAACCUGGAACUUCCCAUAUCCCCUUCCCAACAUUUUGCUACUUGGCCAGGCCUCAAGGGCAACUGCAGAUCCUUGGAGUCUACAAGACAAGUACAGUCAUCUAGAUUAGAUGUUAUAGUAAGGGCAGGGGGCACAUCUGAGAAAAUGGAGGUUGAUAUCUCACUGAGUCCCAGAGUAAAUUCUGUAAAGCCUUCUAAAACAGUAGCUAUUACUGACCAAGCAACUGCUCUUGUACAAGCUGGAGUCCCUGUUAUACGAUUAGCAGCUGGAGAACCUGAUUUUGAUACUCCAGCUGUGAUAGCUGAGGCUGGGAUAAAUGCAAUUCGUGAAGGUUACACAAGGUACACUCCAAAUGCGGGUACUUUGGAAGUCCGUUCAGCAAUUUGUCAUAAGUUGAAGGAGGAAAAUGGGCUCUCAUAUACACCUGAUGAGAUUUUGGUUAGUAAUGGAGCCAAACAGUCUAUUCUUCAAGCAGUGCUUGCAGUUUGCUCCCCAGGAGAUGAGGUUAUAAUUCCAGCUCCAUUCUGGGUGAGUUACCCAGAAAUGGCAAGACUGGCAGAUGCAACACCUGUCAUUCUUCCAACACUUAUCUCUGAAAAUUUUCUCCUAGAUCCAAAGUUUCUUGAGUCCAAACUCACUGAAAAGUCAAGAUUGCUGAUUCUAUGUUCUCCAUCCAACCCAACCGGAUCAGUUUACUCCAGGAAACUGCUUGAAGAGAUUGCUCAGAUUGUAGCAAGGCACCCCAGGCUUCUGGUUUUGUCUGAUGAAAUAUAUGAACAUAUUAUUUAUGCACCAGCAACUCAUACAAGCUUUGCAGCUUUGCCAGGCAUGUGGGAGAGGACUUUGACAGUCAAUGGGUUUUCUAAGGCCUUCGCAAUGACUGGCUGGCGGCUUGGGUAUCUUGCUGGUCCUAAACACUUUGUUGCUGCAUGUGGAAAGAUUCAGAGUCAGUUCACUUCAGGUGCCAGUAGCAUAUCUCAGAAAGCAGCAGUUGCUGCAUUGGGAAUGGGCUAUGCUGGUGGGGAAGCUGUUUCCACAAUGGUAAAAGCAUUCAGGGAACGGCGAGAUUUCUUGGUUAAAAGCUUUGGAGAACUGGAGGGUGUCAAGAUAUCAGAGCCCCAGGGAGCUUUUUACCUCUUUCUUGACUUCAGCUCUUACUAUGGGGCAGAGGCUGAAGGUUUUGGUAUAAUUGAGAAUUCAGAGUCCCUCUGCCGAUAUCUGCUGGACCAGGCCCAGGUUGCCCUUGUCCCAGGGGAUGCAUUUGGAGACGACAAGUGCAUUCGCAUAUCCUAUGCUGCAUCCCUCUCCACCCUACAUGCAGCCGUGGAGAGAAUUAAGAAAGCAGUUGUUCCUCUUUGGCCUCCUGUCCCUGUCUAAUUUUAGGUAGCAACUAUUUCAAACCUUUGUGGCUGUUGCUCUUCUUUUGGGAUCCCAAAAUGUGUUUUCUGUACUAUUUAUUUAAAUAAAAAUGCAAGCUUCCCUCA